AUGAUUAUUCAACUUAUUUUACUUAUCAUAACUAUUACCGGUAUUGUCGAUUCGUCAAACAUCCGAUUUAUAAGUGGAGAACUCGAUUCCAUCAUUUCACUUCGAUGUGAAAUCGCUCAAUUACCUCCAAAUGCUGUUAUUACUUGGGUAUAUCGUCCAAGAGCUCCUACAAUCGAUGGUAUAAAAUGGUUACCAUUAUAUGCAAAUGCACGUCGUUUAACACAAAAUAAUCAACGUUUCAUAGUUGAUUAUAGUGGUUAUAAUCUUCAGACAGAAAAACACUUAUCAAUAUUAACUAUAAAUAAAUUAAAUGUAUCUGAUGAAGGUAUUUAUAUGUGUAAAUCAAAUCAAUAUCAAUCAUCAGCAAAUAAUUUUAAUUUAACUGUUAUUCCUUUAAUGAAAAUCUUGCCAAAUGAUGGAAUUAUUGAAUUAAAUCAUUUACAACGUUCAAUUAAUUUAUCAUGUACAAUACGUGAAUUAGAUCAAAAUAUAAUUGAUCCAUUAAAAAUCAAAUGGUAUCAUAAUAAACAUGAAAUAAGUCAUCAAAGAAAUUCACAUUUAAUUAAUAAAUAUUCUCAUAAUAAUCAAGCAACAUUAAUAUUAUAUAUACAUAAUUUAUCUACGAAUGAUUCAGGAUUAUUCACAUGUAACUAUGAUAAUGGAUUAAUAAUUAAAGAUGUACAAAUAGUUUAUACAUCUGCGGUACUCGAAUAUUCAAGAUCGAUGAGUAGCAAACUAAUGUCUACAUGGUUAUUAUUAGUUUUCAUCAUGAUCAUCAUUUUUAUUAUACGAUGA
This is a messenger RNA of Adineta steineri, 795 nucleotides long. The record is from the annotation of a GenBank genome assembly. NCBI's taxonomy places the organism in Eukaryota, Metazoa, Rotifera, Eurotatoria, Adinetida, Adinetidae.